This is a messenger RNA of Erigeron canadensis, 956 nucleotides long. RefSeq names its product adenylylsulfatase HINT3. The coding region runs from base 151 to 765 and encodes 204 amino acids. NCBI's taxonomy places the organism in Eukaryota, Viridiplantae, Streptophyta, Magnoliopsida, Asterales, Asteraceae. The transcript has 7 exons. Gene Ontology annotation, biological process: sulfur compound metabolic process; purine ribonucleotide metabolic process. The record is from RefSeq and is a predicted model, not a curated record. Gene Ontology annotation, molecular function: adenylylsulfatase activity.
UUCUUUCACAUGUCAUCACAAUUUUAGCUUCCCAAAUCCUUGAUGUCUUUCGCUUCCUACAUCUCCCCCAAACCACCACUUCUCUUUUUCUUAUUUUACUUCAACCCAUUUUCUUGAUAAUAUAUAUCUAUUUAUAUAUUAUAUCUAAUAAUGGAAGCUACACAACGACGUCGUUUAUCAAUAAUUUCAGCCCAUCUUAUUCCAUUUGAAACCCAAAAAGAUUCAUCCCCGUCAUCUUCAUCAUCAUCAGUUGUAUCGCCUUCUCAUUGCGAUUCUGAGAAACAAGAAGAAAAUGAUUGUGUUUUUUGUAAAAUUAUUCGUGGCGACUCACCUGCUUUGAAGCUAUACGAAGAUGAUUCAUGUGUAUGCUUUUUGGAUAACAAUCCCGUGAGCCCUGGGCACUGUCUUAUAGUUCCACGAUGCCACUUUCCAUCUCUGGUAGCAACUCCUCCAUCUGUGGUGGCUGCCAUGUGCUCAAAAGUCCCUUAUAUUAGUAAGGCUGUCAUGAAAGCAACUGGUGCUGAUUCGUUCAACUUGUUAGUCAACAAUGGCGUGGCUGCGGGUCAAGUAAUAUUUCAUACACACAUCCAUAUAAUUCCUCGCAGGGCACGAGACUGUCUAUGGGCUUCUGAGAGUUUGCAGAGACAUUCCCUGAAGCUAGACGAAGAGGCCUUGCAUCUUGUUAAGGACAUUAGACAACAGUUGUCAUUUAUGGAUGGGUUUGAAGAUAGCAAAGAUCACGGAACCACUCUCAUUGGAAGUUAGCAGAUGGUCUUACUAUCGCUGGGCUGGUUUCCUUGUUUGUAAUUCUAUCCAAAACUUUUGCUUCUUUUUUUUGUUCUUUCUAUUUUUGUUAAGUUGGUUGUAUCUUGUAUGUACAAAAUUGGAGUGAGCUCUGCAGUGUGUUCUCCUGGUUCCCAGUUGGGUUUUACAAAUAGUUUUCGUGUUCCAGCUUA